This is a messenger RNA of Lonchura striata (white-rumped munia), 1110 nucleotides long. Lineage: Eukaryota; Metazoa; Chordata; Aves; Passeriformes; Estrildidae. The record is from RefSeq and is a predicted model, not a curated record.
AGGAAACUGCUUCUCUGCCGGAGGAGGAUGGACCUGAGGUGUGCCUGGAUGCUCUGCGUGCUCUGCUUCAUCCUCACGGCCCAAGCGUUUACCCCGGAACGGUUCAAGGAGGUGGUGCUGAAGCAGCUGGGGCUGUCCGAGGUCCCUAAACUUCAUACGAGAGACUUGGUGGACCUGGUUAUCCCAGACCACGUCAAGAACAAGUACAUGUCCAUGCUGAAGCGCCAGAGGGUGAAGCGCAGAGCUCUGCCGAGCCUGGCUGGCAUCCUCAGGGGGAUCCCGGGACACACAGGGGAAGUCCUCUACUCUGACACAACCACACGCCAGAAGCUGAUGUUUGACAUGGAGGGCAGAAUACCUAAAAACAGCGAAGUCACAAUGGCUGAACUGAAACUCUUCAAAAAGCCUCUGGACAGAACAAACCUGCCUGCUAAGCAGUCUCACAGGCCUGUCUCCAAUGCCAGAGUCAGCGUGUACUGGGUGCAGCAGCAACACGAUGGUACCAACAGGACCUCCCUGAUAGACUCCAGGCUGGUUCCUAUUCGUGAGUCGGGCUGGAAGAGCUUUGAUGUGACCCAGGCCGUGCAUUACUGGCUGCGAAACAAGAGGCGGGAGCCGAUGUUCCUGGAGGUGUGGAUCGAAGGGGAAAGGCUGGGCAGUUAUGCCUCGGAAAUGGCCAAAGCCGUGCGCUUCACCUCGCAGGACCCCAGGGAUAAAACCCUAGGCAAGCCUGAGCUGGUGCUUUACACCCUCGACUUGGAUGACUAUGGGAGCCCUGGGGACUGCAGGGAGGAGGCGGCGAUGGGGAAAUCCACCUGCUGCCGGCAGAAGCACUACAUCAGCUUCCGCGAGCUGCCGUGGGCGCAGCACUGGAUCCUGGAGCCGGCGGGGUUCCAGGCGUACCGCUGCUCCGGGAGCUGCCUGCAGCCGCCCCGCGCCCUGCGCCGCCUCGGCUCCGGGCAGCGCUCCUGCGCCGUGGCGGGCAGCUCCGCGCUGCCCAUCAUCUACCUCGUCAAGAGGGGCAACCACACCGAGAUUGAGGCGGCCGAGUUCCCCAACAUGAUCGUGGAGAGGUGCAGCUGCGUCACGGACGGUGAGGCGCUGGUGUGA